Molecule: messenger RNA, 2604 nt
Organism: Linum tenue
Lineage: Eukaryota; Viridiplantae; Streptophyta; Magnoliopsida; Malpighiales; Linaceae
Source: the annotation of a GenBank genome assembly
CAAACCAGCUUAAGCCAAAAUUACAACAACAUGCCAAGUGACAAUCUCAUCGGCGGUGCCGAGCCGGCGGUCCCCACCGCCGCCGUCGACCCAAACAGUGGCUUCUGCCAAUCCAACGCCGUCUUCUACAGCCGGCGCGGCCCCUCCCCACUCCCUCCGGCGGACUUCCUCGACGUCGCCACAUUCAUCGCCGCCCACGCCCACGACAGCGGAAGGACAGCCCUCAUCGACGCCGCCACAGGGACCCACCUAACUUACCACCAGCUCUGGCGCGCCGUCGGCUCCGUCUCCGCUCGGCUCUCCGAGCUGGGACUCCGGAAGGGACACGUGGUCCUCCUCCUCUCCCCGAACUCCAUCUUCUUCCCCGUCGUCGCCCUCUCCGUCAUCUCCGUCGGCGCCGUCAUAACGACCGUCAACCCCGUCAACACCCCGGGCGAAAUCGCCAAGCAGAUCGCCGAUUCCAAGCCCUCCCUCGCCUUCACCACCCACCACCUCCUCGGGAAACUCGCCGACGCCUUCGCUAACGUAUCCGUCAGCUCCCCCGUCGACGUCGUCCUCAUGGACGACUGCAGCCGCCGUUACCGUUACCCGUCCAACACGAAAAUAGUCACCACGUUGACCAAAAUGAUCACGUGCCCGGCUGGCAGCAGCAGCAGUAGGGAUCGGGUGAGCCAAAACGACGUCGCGACGGUGCUGUACUCCUCGGGGACCACGGGCGCCAGCAAGGGCGUUCUGUCGUCCCACCGAAGCCUCAUCGCCGUUGUGCAGAACGUGGUGAGACGGCACCGUAUUGCCGUCGCUGAGCGCGGCGUGGCGGAUGGCGGGAAGGUUUCUCCCGCCAAAUUCCUGUGCACGAUCCCGAUGUUCCACAUCUACGGCCUCACGAUGUUCUCCAUGGGCCUGCUCGCGGCCGGGGCCACCGUCGUGGUGCUUUCGAGCUUCUCGAUGGACGAUAUGUUAUCGUCCAUCGAGAGGUUCGGCGUGACUGACUUGCCCUUGGUCCCUCCUAUCCUUGUAUCUAUGGUUAAGGUGUUCUAUCUAUUAAAAAAUUUGUGCUUAGUUAAAAAAAAAAUUUACCUUAUUAAUUAGGUGACUAGACCUUGUUACGUGACACAUAUAAAUUUUGAUAAAAAAUGGUAAUUUCUAUUUCUUGUUUUGUGUUUCAAAUAUUCAUUUAUAUUCUUAUGCUCUAGAAGAAAUAGACGUAAUUUCAAAUCAUAGCUUCGCUUAUUAGAUGUAAACUCAGUCUAUUUGCUAAACAUUUUGUCAGGACGCGGAUCGAAUCAAUAUGAAGUACGAAUUGGGGACGUUGGAGCGCGUGCUGUGCGGCGCGUCGCCUUUGAGCAAGGAGGUGGCGGCGGGGUUUGCGGCGACGUACCCUGGGGUGAGGGUGAGCCAGGCGUACGGGCUGACGGAGUCGCCGUGGGCGGCGUCGAUGGACACGGCGGAGGAGGUGGAGCGGCGGCCGGGGUCGGUGGGGAAGUUGCUGCCGAACAUGGAGGCGAGGAUUGUGGCGCCGGAGAGCGGGGAGGGAUUGGGAGUCAGAAGGACCGGGGAGCUUUGGCUUAAGGGGCCAUAUGUCAUGAAAGGCCUUCGCUUUAUUCACGAUGUGUAUCUUUCAUGCGUUGUUGAGUUCAAACCACCACGGGGAAACGUAAAAGGUGAGCGAGCCAUAGAUAUUAUGGUUCCAAUUUUAUUGGAUGUAUUUGAAGGACGAGUUAUAGAUAGUAUGGAUAUGUGAUAUUCCACUUUAAUAUAAAAAUGUUCUUUGCAUGGCAACAAUAAUUAGCUAGGGGAUCGGAUGAUAAGCAAGUAUGUCGAUGGAUGACAAAUAUUUGAAGUACAUAAGCAUGAUCGAUUUUAUUGACACUGUAGGUUACCUUAACAAUCGAGAAGCAACUGUAUCAACUCUUGAUGCAAAAGGAUGGUUGAAGACGGGAGAUAUUUGCUACAUCGAUGACCAAGGUUUCCUUUUCGUGGUUGACCGGUUGAAAGAACUCAUCAAAUAUAAAGGAUAUCAGGUCGCGCCGGCAGAAUUAGAGGCAGUGCUACUUACACAUCCACAAAUAGAUGACGCUGCUGUAAUUCCAGUUCCGCACAAGGAAGUAGGGCAGUACCCAAUGGCAUAUGUGGUCAGAAAAGCCGACAGUAACUUAUCAAGGACUGACAUAAUGGCCUUUGUCGCAAAAGAGGUUGCUCCUUACAAGAAGGUAAGAGAAGUGGAGUUCAUAUCAGCAAUACCCAAAAAUCCAUCCGGCAAGAUCCUCAGGAGGAAUCUCAUCAAGCUCUCAACCGACACCCGCAACGCCCCCUCCUCCAAGCUCUGAUGAAUUGCGAUUAUGCGUACAAUUAUAUAUACGUGUGUUGUUGUGAAUGAAUUAUAUAUAAAUUUUUUUUAUUUCCAUUUUUAUUUGGACUCUUGCCGUCAUUAUUCGUGCGUAUAGAUUAGUAAGAUAAGCAAUAUAAGACGUUUGUGUGAUAAAUGCCCAUGCUACGUAUGUUCGGAAUGUAAUGUAAUAAUAAUGGUUUGCCUCCAAUUCUUCCAACAUGCAUAUGUGUCUAUCAUAACAACGCGAGUGCUUGGACGAGUUCUGUGAGAGCUCU